GGGCGAUACGCUGCCAAAGAAGAUCGAUUCUCCAAAGAAGAAAAAGAACGAGUUGUUGGGAAAAAAGAAACUAGUUAUAUCGAAUCCAGCAGAGAAACAAAGUGGUGACAAAGGUUCAUCAUGUCAACCAAAACAAAGAGGGCUCAGGGUAGUUAGUUUGAACCCCGAGAGAACAUCUCCACGUUGGGAUCCACAAACUCCACUUCUCCAUUUGUCUCAUGCUUAAAAUAUCUUCUUUUUUUUUGAACUUAUGCUUAAAAUAUCUUGAGAAAUGGAAAAUAUGACCCAUAUACCAAAAAAAAAAAAUUUCAAGAGAAUAAUGCUGGCAUUUUGCUUUAAGCAUGAAGAUUUUCUUCUUGGCUUAAAUAUCUCCAACAAUGAUGAAAAUAAUAUUUUCAGAAGCGAAGACCAAUCAGAAACUAAGAUAUAUAUUUUCAUUUUUUUACUCUCAAUUAUUUUAAUACUUACCAAUCACACCAAAGAAAACCUUUCUUUUUGUCUUGCCACAAGACAGUUUUUUCAUCUGUUAAUUACAAUUUUUAUGGAUCACCUUUUAAAUAGUAUUCCAAAUAUAUAUUUUUCUUCAAAAUACAGUAAUAAGAGUAUUUCUUGAGUUCAUCCCCUAAAUACUAACCAAUAAAAAGAUGUCAUGUGUCAUAUCUUGUUUAGAAAACAAAUGUAAAAAUAAUAUUAAUUGCAAAAAAUUAAACAUUGCAAAAUUUUAAACACUAAACCUUAUAACACUAAACCCAAGAAUAACUCCAAUAAUAAUUGAUACUAAAAUGGAAAACAACCAUUUUGUAAUUAUCUAAGUAUUAAUGGAGAAAUAGACAUUAAAAGAUCCCUAUUUUGUUAUCUCGGAUUAAUAUAUUCAUGGAUUCUAGGAACUUGACCAUCUCCUCUCUCUCAAUUUUGCUCUCCUCCGUUGUCCACCAUUGUCCCACCGUCACGGUUCGUAUCUAUCUUUGCUCAAGCCUCACUCUCACAUGCUCUGGUCAUACAUGCUAGUUGGUCAUACAUGCUCAAGUCUCACUCUCGUAUCUAUCUGUUUUUAAUGGUCUCUGGUUCUUGGAAGGAUCAAAACUGCAUGUGCGAGUUAUUUAGCAUUCAUGAUAGUUUAGUUGAUUAGGAAUAUAUACAGGAGCACUUCUGUUUCUUGAUAACCAGAGUUCUUUAGCAUUCAUGAAAGUUUAGAUGAUGAAGAAGAAUAUGUAUAUUUAUAUUUAUAGGAACACUUCAGUUGCUUGAUAGACACUUCUUGUUUCAAGGUACUUAAACUAUGGAUACCAAAAAGUUGGACACUGGGUCGAGAGAUGCAAUCAGCUUCCUCCCUGAGGAGAUUCUCAGUGACAUAUUGUCCUUACUUCCGAUAAAACAGGCUGUUUCAACAUCUGUUCUUUCUAAAAACUGGAGAAAUAUAUUUAGAUUAGUGGAUUAUCUUGAUUUUGAUUAUUCUGUUUCUGUGCACCCGGAAAAGGGUGAACCAAAGAGAGGUGAGAGAUUCAAAGAAUAUUUGGAUCGAACACAACGAGAUUCGCCCAUAAUUAAAUUCUCUCUAGAACGUCACGUUGGAGAUCACAACGAGAUGGCUUACGUGAGCAGCUGGGUUAGUGACGCAGUAGAACACGGUGUUUUGGAAGUGGACGUGAGUGUAAAACCUCGCCUUGGAAUGUUGUUUAUGCCUUGUGAGCUCUUCACGAGCAAGACACUUGUUAAGCUAACGCUUGGAACACAAGUUCAAUGCGACAUACCUUCAUAUGUAUUACUUCCAUCGCUUAAGAUUCUCAUCAUCGAAACGAUUUUCUUUGCAUCUAAAGAUCUCAGUGAUGUGCUGGUCGCUGGUUGCCCUGUGCUUGAGGAGUUAUUUGUACGUCACGAGGAGAUGGAUUCACACCCUUAUUACAUAUCGAGUCGGACCAUCAAGAAACUAUCAGUUCAAUACCGUGGCUGUGAUGUUUAUUAUGAAAGUGGUUUGUCAUUUGACGCCCCAAGUCUUGUCUCCUUCGACUACUCUGACCAUGCCUUGUAUGAGUACACACCGGUUAACUUUGGAUCCCUAGUUGAAGCUCGUGUGGAUAUUCGUUAUAAUAGAAAGGUCGUUAAGCCGGAUAUAUCGGGUCUCAUGAUAGGAAUAAGUAACAUCGAGACUUUACAUCUUUCUCCAGCUUCCGCUGAUGUACGUUUUUUGCAACUUUCCUUUCUAUAAAACUUUGUUAUGACAUUCUUGAUGUGUGUGCUUCAGACGAUUUCUCGAUGUGUUAGUAGACAUGGACUACUUCUACCAAUGUUCAACAACCUGGUUAGUUUAUCUUUUGGGAGUUAGAAUGAACGAGGUUGGAAACUGCUUCCAUAUCUGCUUGAAAAGUCUCCAAAGCUUGAAACUCUAAUCAUACAGGUAUGUAUCAUUAGCAACGAUUAUAUAUGUAUAUAUGGAGAGAGACAUUAACUUAGUCUUUUUAUUUAAUUCUCUUUCAGAGUCUGAAUGUUUAUGCAAGCUAUAUCCCUAUACCUCUGUACCAAGUGAAGUUGAUGCAUAUCCUUGGUUAUCAAGGAACUGUUCAAGAGUUGAAACACUUAAAGACUUUUAUUGGGAGAAUGCAAUGCCUCGAACUUGUGCUACUGGAGCUUGCGGAAGGUGUUGUAGUGGAUGAUGGCAAAAUAUUGCAAUUAAAUAGGGAUCUUAAUCACGCUUCUCGGAAGUGCAGCAUCCAAAUGCACGACCGAAGUCGCAUUUCUCAUUUAAGUCUAGACACUUAGGGUUUGAUUAGUUGAAGUUGUGGCUUUAUGUUUUUUGCUCUAAGAUUUGUGUGUUUAAGUAUCUAGUCGUGGCUUUGAUUUUUUUUUUUUUUUUCUAAAGCACUUACCAAAAUCUCUAGAGAAAUUGAUUUCUACAACUAAUAUAUUUUAGGUUUAGAUUCAGUUUUAAAAACUAAAGUCAGGUCCGGUCCAGAGCAGAUGCAGAGUAAGCAAUUGUUUAGGAUCCUUUUUUUUUUGGGUUUUUUCAGCUGAAUUUUUUUUAAAUUAUAAAAGGGCACAUUUCUUCAAAUUUGAGUAGGGCAUCUGUGUUUGUUGGGCUGGUGCUGACUAAAGCAUGAUGAUUCUUUCAAAAGAAAGUUGUAGAAAUAAAAAUGGUUGUCUAUCCCUCUUCGUAUCACCUUCUAAGUGCCUUUUUUUUUUUGUUGAACGGGACAAAAACAACUAGAUUUAAUCUCAAAUUCCUCUCACUUUAUUUUCUUUUUAUAAUAUAUCCUCCUUACAAAUGCUCGAUUUGUAAACUGAAUAAUACUUUCAUUGAACCACAUCGUGGUGGUCUAGUGAAUUCUUCUAGAAAUUAUCAUGUUAGUCCAGGUCAGAGAUGGACUUUCCUUUAAUUAUUAGCUCCACAUGUCGCCACACGGAUAUGAGCCCAUGCUUAUGGUCCAUUUGAAUAUCUGGGAGAAGAUCCAUUUGUGGGUUGCACCUCCUACCUGAAGAUUAGGUCUGUAUUUUUAAUAGAUCUUGGUUUAACCCUUUUUUUCAAAAAAGAAAUAAUACUUUCAUUAAACUUCAAAUGGACAAGGGUGCGUUACAAAGACUAGUGAAUGGAGCUUAUAAUGGCUUGUGGCACUUACUCUCUAAGACUAAAACAAGAAAAUAAUUAAGCAGAUGAAAAAAUACUAGCUGUUGGAUGGUUUAUGACAAAAUCCAGCCAUAAAAGAAAAUAGUGUUUUCUUGAGCUUGAUAGCUUGGGUGAAAACUUGUGAUAUCUUGGGAUGUCUAGGUACACUUAUAAUGUCUAUGGAAGCUUCCAAGUGUGGUGUAGAUUUUUUUUUUUAACGCUGAUUAUUAUGACAUUACAUUUAUGAGAAAAAUUACAUAAACGAUUUGACAACCGACAAUACUACAUGUUUUAUGAAGAUUUCCGCCUAGCUGCAUCAUCUGAGCCGUCCUAUGAAGAUUCAUUCCUGGCCAGAUUUACUUGCACCAUGUUGAAGAUUCUUUGUAAGCUUUUCUUCUGUAGUCUGCAUCAAUAAAUCGCUCUUUCCCAGACUUGAAACCUGGAUUUCCUGGAAUCUGCAAGAAAUUGCAUAAUCUGGGGUUCGAACUUCAGACCUAGGUGUAGAAGCCUUUAAACUUUAAC
This is a messenger RNA of Brassica rapa (field mustard), 4120 nucleotides long. Its product is annotated as F-box/LRR-repeat protein At1g06630-like. Lineage: Eukaryota; Viridiplantae; Streptophyta; Magnoliopsida; Brassicales; Brassicaceae. Gene Ontology annotation, molecular function: protein binding. The record is from RefSeq and is a predicted model, not a curated record.